ACCGCUUUCGUCGUGUUGUUGCGCUGCGCCAAUCAUUACCGCACAGUUUCUCCAUCAGUGUGCUGCUUGCUGCUAGCUGCAUGUAGUAUUUACAUAAUAUCUCCCAGUUCCUGCCCGCAAGAAAAGUUCCUGCCCCCAAAAUAUGCUCUCGAAGGCCAGGUUCCUUCUGUCGCCGGUGCGCCUCCAGCUGCAACAAUCAUGCCGUGCUAUGCAUAUUUCGGAGGCCAACGUUUUGGCCACCGAGGUCAAUCGCCAGGCGCCGGAAUAUAAGGAAAAUGACACGCAGAUGCGCGAGCUGGUCGGUGAGUUGAGAUCGAUCACCGAGAAUGUGCUGAAUGGAGGCGGCCCGGACGCGAUCAAGCGCCACACCAGCAAAGGGAAGUUGCUGGCCAGGGAUCGUAUUAACAGGUUGAUCGAUCCCGGUUCGCCAUUUUUGGAACUGAGUACCUUGGCUGGGCAUGAGAUGUACGGUAAGGAUGUGGUCAAUUCCGGUGGCAUCGUUACCGGGGUCGGUCGGGUCCAGGGCGUUGAUUGUGUAAUCGUCGCCAACGAUGCUACGGUCAAAGGUGGCAGUUACUAUCCGAUAACGGUGAAGAAGCAUUUAAGAGCGCAGGAAAUUGCCCAGGAGAAUAACUUGCCGUGCAUCUAUCUGGUGGAUUCGGGCGGUGCCAAUCUGCCCCGUCAGGCGGAUGUGUUCCCGGAUAAGAUGCACUUUGGAAGGAUAUUCUUCAAUCAGGCGAACAUGUCGGCGCAAGGAAUUCCGCAGAUUGCCGUUGUGAUGGGUUCCUGUACGGCCGGAGGGGCUUACGUGCCAGCCAUGGCCGAUGAGAGCAUUAUCGUGAAGAAGCAGGGUACGAUCUUUCUGGCGGGACCACCGUUGGUAAAGGCCGCCACAGGGGAAGUGGUAUCGGCGGAGGAUCUCGGUGGAGCCGAUCUGCACUGUCGGACGUCCGGUGUGACCGAUCACUACGCCGUGGACGAUGAACAUGCCCUGUAUUUGGCACGUCAGGUGGUGCAGAACUUGAACCGCCCGAGCACGUACGAAGAGAACGCCGGCUAUUCAACAAAAGCGAUGAUGAACCACGAUCGCUUGAGCUUCCUGCCGGAUCCGGAGCCCCCGAAGUACGACCCAGAAGAACUAUACGGCAUCGUGGGAGCCAACCUAACGCGAUCAUUCGAUGUACGCGAAGUGAUCGCGCGUAUCUUCGAUGGCAGUCGGUUUACCGAGUUCAAGAAGUUCUACGGAGAAACCAUCGUAUGUGGGUACGCGCGUUUGUACGGCCAGCUGGUGGGAGUGGUCGGUAACAAUGGGGUCCUGUUUUCGGAAAGUGCCCUCAAGGGAGCCCAUUUCAUCGAACUGUGUGCCCAGAAAAAGAUUCCGCUGAUCUUCCUGCAGAACAUUACGGGUUUCAUGGUGGGUAGAGAUGCCGAGGCUGGUGGAAUCGCUAAGAACGGUGCCAAGAUGGUGACGGCAGUGGCCUGCGCCAAUGUGCCGAAGUUGACGCUGCUGAUCGGAGGUUCGUACGGAGCUGGAAAUUACGGCAUGUGUGGUCGUGCCUAUUCGCCGCGGUUCCUGUACAUGUGGCCGAACAGUCGCAUCUCCGUGAUGGGCGGAUCCCAGGCGGCAGGAGUGCUUGCGCAAAUCACCGAGGAACAAUACAAGCGUACUGGAAAGCAAUGGACCGAGGAGAUCGGAAACAAGAUCAAGCAACCGAUCGUCCAGCAGUUCGAGAAGGAAGGUUCACCCUAUUACAGCACUGCACGGCUGUGGGAUGAUGGUAUCAUCGAUCCGGUCGAUACUAGGAAGGUUCUGGGGCUCAGUCUGCAGGCGGCCUUGAACAAGCCCAUUGGAGAUACCAAGUUUGGUAUUUUCAGAAUGUAACCGGGAGAAAGCAGGACCAAUUUGUUGUCUUCCAGAACGGGUGAAGUUCAACUGAAGUGCAUUUAUUAGGAUGUUAAGAUCAAUGUUUCCUCGAACGAUUCUAGUUUUCCAGGUAAAAUGUGAAGACUUUCUUCUGUAAAAUUUAGCUAACAAUUACAAUGACGUUUUGUAACUAUUUACACACUUACCAGAUAUUGCAUUUAAUGCCGUACAUGUUGUUCAUCGAUAGUGAUUGGAAUAAAGCUUACAACUUUUACGAAA
Messenger RNA from Aedes albopictus (Asian tiger mosquito), 2143 nucleotides. RefSeq names its product probable methylcrotonoyl-CoA carboxylase beta chain, mitochondrial (gene Mccc2). The record is from RefSeq and is a predicted model, not a curated record. Gene Ontology annotation, molecular function: methylcrotonoyl-CoA carboxylase activity. The transcript has 3 exons. Gene Ontology annotation, biological process: L-leucine catabolic process. The coding region runs from base 143 to 1882 and encodes 579 amino acids. Gene Ontology annotation, cellular component: methylcrotonoyl-CoA carboxylase complex; mitochondrion. Lineage: Eukaryota; Metazoa; Arthropoda; Insecta; Diptera; Culicidae.